Molecule: messenger RNA, 1991 nt
Organism: Puntigrus tetrazona (Sumatra barb)
Lineage: Eukaryota; Metazoa; Chordata; Actinopteri; Cypriniformes; Cyprinidae
Gene: riok1
Product: RIO kinase 1 (yeast)
Exons: 17
Coding region: 152-1837 (561 amino acids)
Biological process (GO): maturation of SSU-rRNA
Cellular component (GO): preribosome, small subunit precursor; cytosol
Molecular function (GO): ATP binding; protein serine/threonine kinase activity
Source: RefSeq, a predicted model, not a curated record
UACCGGAAAUGGGAGUGCGCUGGCGUGAGUGCGUGCUGGUGGUAUGUAAGCGUGUUUUGACAGUGUUUGGUCAGUUCAUUUAAUUCGUAAAUUUUGUUGAGAUAUAUUUAAGGAUUCGGGCGUUUUCGUUUAUUGAAGUUAGAGCACCGCGAUGUAUCAGGUUGUACCAGGGCAGUUUGAUGAUGCGGACGAGACGGGAAGUGAGCCUGAAAUCGGUCAAGUCUCUGACAAGCUCUCCCUGGAGAACCAACUGGAUGAAGUUACUUUGCAAACCUUCGUAAAUGAUAAGCAAGGUGGAAAUGAGGAGGACUAUGAUGAUGAGGAAGACGAGGAUGAUGAUGAUGAUGAAUGGGACUGGAAUGAAUCAGGAGGAGGAGACUUUACCAAGAGAUACACUGCAAUGAGGGCUGGGAAUAAUUCACAGGCUAAUCGUCAAAGUUCUAAUAAAAAUUCCUUAAAAAUGUCCACUCCAUCAGACAAGGUCCUGAGGAAAUUUGAAAAUAAAAUUAACCUGGAUAAACUGAGCUAUGCUGAUUCUGUGAUCAAUAAAGUCACUGUGAUGCAAAAGCAGAGGGAAGCAGACACGUUUCGAGUAAAGGACAAAUCAGACCGAGCUACAGUUGAACAGGUUUUGGACCCCCGUACACGUAUGAUUCUGUUUAAAAUGCUCAGCAGAGGCGUCUUUUCAGAGAUCAACGGCUGUAUCAGCACAGGCAAAGAGGCAAAUGUCUACCAUGCAACUACUGCGAAAGGAGAAAGCAGAGCCAUCAAAAUAUACAAAACGUCAAUUCUACUAUUCAAAGACAGAGAUAAAUAUGUCAGCGGGGAAUUCAGGUUCCGCCAUGGCUAUUGCAAAGGCAAUCCUAGGAAAAUGGUGCGCACUUGGGCUGAGAAGGAAAUGAGAAAUUUGAUCAGACUACAGACCGCACAGAUUCCAAGUCCAGAGCCCAUCAUGUUGCGGAGUCAUGUUCUCGUCAUGAGCUUUAUUGGUCGAGACGACAUGCCUGCCCCUCUGCUGAAAAACGCUGUCCUUUCUGAAUCCAAAGCGCGGGAACUCUACCUCCAGAUCAUCCAGAACAUGAGAAUAAUGUACAGUGAAGCUCGUCUGGUCCACGCUGACCUUAGCGAGUUCAAUAUGCUGUAUCAUAACGGAGAUGCUUGCAUUAUCGACGUCUCUCAGUCUGUCGAGCACGAUCACCCUCAUGCUUUAGAGUUUCUUCGCAAGGAUUGCAGCAACGUCAAUGAUUUUUUCCAGAAACGUAAUGUGGCAGUCAUGACUGUGCGUGAGCUGUUUGAGUUUAUCACAGACCCCUCAAUCACAUGUGACAACAUUAAUCAGUAUCUGGACAAGGCGAUGGAGAUAGCAUCUGAAAGAACUGCAGAGGAAAGAUCCAAUCAGGACAAAGUUGAUGAUGAGGUGUUUAAGAACGCCUACAUUCCACGCACACUUAACGAAGUCACUCAUUAUGAGAGGGAUGUGGACACAAUGUCGAAGAAAAAGGAGGCUUCUUCUGAAGAUGCAAAUGGAGACAAUAUCCUCUACCAGACAGUGACAGGCCUCAGGAAGGAUCUUUCCGGUGUGCAAACGGUACCCUCAAUACUGGAAGACUCCACAAAAGAUGAUAGUUCUAACUCGGAGGAGGAGGAGGAUGACGAUGAUAAGUCAGAAGGGGAAGACACAGGGGAGGGUGGCAGUCACACUGAGGAAUCGCAAAUAGACAGAAAAGAAAGAAAGAAGAUGGUUAAAGAUGCUCAGAGGGAGAAAAGAAAAAAUAAAGUGCCGAAGCAUGUGAAAAAGCGUAAGGAGAAAGUUGCCAAAAUGAAGAAAGGAAGAUGAAUAUGGGUGAGAUGAAGGUGAACUGAGGUUAUAGCAGAAAUGCUAUUUGCUGACAAAAUGUCAGUCCUUUAACAAUUGUAAGCGCCUGAUAUCAGCGUCGUAUUUUUGAAAUGUUUAUUAAAAGUAUUCUUUUUAAUAAACUCUCUUUGAUGUA